Molecule: messenger RNA, 339 nt
Organism: Mollisia scopiformis
Lineage: Eukaryota; Fungi; Ascomycota; Leotiomycetes; Helotiales; Mollisiaceae
Product: 2Fe-2S ferredoxin-like protein
Exons: 2
Biological process (GO): P450-containing electron transport chain
Cellular component (GO): mitochondrion
Molecular function (GO): 2 iron, 2 sulfur cluster binding
Source: RefSeq, a predicted model, not a curated record
AGACGUGCCAUUUUCUUUACAGAUUCCAAUGGCAAAAGACACGCAUGCAAGGCAAUAGAUGGUGAAAGUGUUCUCGAUGUUGCUAAAUCAUACAAUCUGGAAGUUGAAGGUGCUUGCCAAGGAGAUUGUGCAUGUUCGACCUGCCAUGUAAUAGUGACUUCUAAGCUCCAUUAUGACGCUUUGGACUCGCCAACUGAGCGUGAGGAAGAUAUGCUGGAUCUUGCUUUUGGUCUUACAGUUACAAGUCGCUUGGGGUGUCAGAUUCAUAUGGCACCGGCUCUUGAUGGCAUUGAGCUAAAACUGCCUGGCAUUAUACAGGAAAAGUCGGUUUCUUUGUAG